Messenger RNA from Asterias rubens (European starfish), 1922 nucleotides. RefSeq names its product protein FAM227B-like. The transcript is spliced from 17 exons. The record is from RefSeq and is a predicted model, not a curated record. NCBI's taxonomy places the organism in Eukaryota, Metazoa, Echinodermata, Asteroidea, Forcipulatida, Asteriidae. The coding region runs from base 158 to 1912 and encodes 584 amino acids.
AAAAAAGCGUUCUUGACGACGAAGAAAAAACUCCGCAGCGGUGCGUAGUUUUCGUUUAAAAAAUUCAUCGAAGAAGUGAUGGGUGGUGUUACAGUCCUGGAUGCACUGACACCAAUUCAAGAUCUUGUGUAAGGUGAUUUUCGGUAUCGACUUGUGAAUGAUGAUGGAGGCCGGAUGCAGGAGUCCAGCCUCCUUGGCGGGUAGUAUAACAAGUAGCAAAGUAGACAGAGCAAGGCCUGCUGAAACGCUGGAGUCAUGGCUGGAGACACAGAAUCUCAAGCGGGAUGAUUGGCCCACGAUUGAGGGUGAAGAGUGUGAGUUUGAUGUCACGUCGGAGAAGAAUCUUCUUGGAGAUCGUGAUGACAUCUUAGAAUCGUUGCGUGAACAUGCACCUCUUCCGAUGUACAUGCUGGACAACCUGGGGUCCAAACUUGAGGAUCUCAAACAGAAUCUUGACGUCUACGCUUCUCAGAUAGUCACCUCCGAGCAGAUGUCGUACCGAAUGCAGAAUAAUCUCUUUCACUCCCCGAGCUCAGGGCCUGUGGUGUACAAAGAAGUGAUGGAGAAGGCAUUGGAGUCCAAUGCAGUGAAGGCCAGUCAGCGUCAACGUAAGGAUAAGACCUAUGAGCUUAGAGCUUUGAUCCUCGGCAGCAAAGCCAGGAGUGUAGAGACAACCACCUUCCCAGGGUUUAGUAGGAGUGAACUAACAGAGUUGCCUCAUGGACUGGAGGCACCACAGAUACUGGAUAGGAUCACAAAGGCUCAAGACUUCAAUACUGGUUUCAAUAAGUUCUGGAAGAAGUUGUUUCUGUCGGAAGCUUCAGUGGCUGUCAUGCAAGACACGUUCUGGUGGUUCUUCUUACAAGAAUAUCAGCCGAAACAUUCUUCGGACCAGAACAAGUUGUUCAAUCGGAUUGCCGAUAGCUUUGUGGCUCUCUUCACCAGUGUCAACCCUGAAAUAAAGGACAAAUUCUUUGCAGUUUAUUCAGACUGCUUGGCCCAGUCAGUCUUUGCUGGCUAUUGGGAGGCGUUCAUAGACUCCCACAAGUCCUUUGACUCAAAGUUCAAGCAGAAGAUUGCAACACUGUGCAGUGAGUGGGUUGCUGGUAUUAAACCUGGACCCGAUGCUUGGGAUCACUGGGACGUCAAGAGACUGCAACCAAAAAGCAUGAAUAAAGAGAAAGAAGAAGACAAGAAGAAGGUGGUUCUCAUCAAGGAAGGAAAGAUUAAUAAAGAAGCUGAUUUUUCGAUAAGCAUUGACGUACCCUCUGACGAGGAGAAUUCAUCCGAGGGCGCUCUGACGGCAGGCAUGUCACGCGAGGCCACACAAUUGACCAAUAAGAGCCUUCGAUUCCAUGCUGCAGCUGGUGCUGCUUUGCCUGCAAUCCCUCCAAUGCAGACCGAGUCACAUCAGAUAGGUCCGGGGCCAGACUUUGAGAGAGUGUUAUUCAACAUCCAGGGUCGUAGUCCGCUUAUUGCUCACUACCUGUACAUGAAGGAUCUAGCAGGGAAUGAACACAUCGGCCGCAAUGUACGCAGGACAGAGGUUGCAAAUAUACCUCCUCCAGCCAUGACGUAUCGUGAAGUAAUUAAAGACACACAGCGCAUGAGCAAAUCCCUCAACACAGAGUACCAGAAGAUCAAGGAGGAGCUAGCAAGGGAGAUGAUGGCCAUUGAGAAGCAGAAAAGGGAACAGACGAGAGAGAUCGAACAGUUAAAGCAGAAGAUUCUACUCCGCAAUGUGGACGUCAAGAUCCUGAGCGAAAAGAUUCUUGAUAUGAGGGGAAAGGAAGGCAUCUUGACUUUGCUGAAGGAGGCAGCUGGACACGAGGAGCGACAGGUGAUGCCAGCAUCAAAGAGAACUGGGAGUGGGUAUAGUUCAUCAUCGGAUGAGGAUUAUGAUGAGGAGUAAGGAGUGUUUA